AUGUCAAAAUGUAGAGCUGAUUGCAAAAACAAAAUUGAUCUUGAGUUACAAGAUAAGUUAUUCACAAAUUACUGGUCAAUGAAAAACUAUAAUAAAAGAGUGUCAUACAUAUCUGGAUUAAUAACUAGUAGCAACAAAAAAACACAAACCAAAAAAGAGUGCACACCAGAAAAACAGAAAAAUAGAGUAAAGGUUUAUCACUAUUCUGUUCCAAAAGAUGGUAUACUUAUUUCAGUUUGUAAAAUUUGUUUCCUAAAAAUAUUUGGUGAAACAGCCAAGUUCACUAGAACUAUUUGUUCAAAAAAAGUUGAUUCUCCUGUCAGUCGGUGUACACCUGAUAAAAGGGGAAGGGCAGAACCUCGCAAUAAAAUAACUGUUGACGUUCUUAAAUGUGUUAUUGAUCAUAUAAAUCAACUUCCAGCUUAUGAGAGUCAUUAUUGCCGCCAAGAAACCAGUAAAAAGUAUUUACCUCCAUAUUUCACAUUGCAACUUGCCUAUAAUGAAUAUAUUAAAACGGUUGAAAACCCAGUAAGCCGCUCAAUAUACAUAAAAUAUUUUAAGUUGUCAGGUCUAAAAGUCAAAAAUCCCAAAAAAGAUACCUGUUCUUGUUGCGACAGGUUAAAAAUCCAAAUUAAUAAUACUAUUUGCUCUAAUGAACAAAAAACCAUACUAAUUAAUCAACAAACGCUACAUCACGCUGAAGCUGAAGAAGCUUUUAAUUCGAAAAGAAAUGAUAUUUCUACAUCUACAGAGAAUACAUGUGUUAUUGCUUUUGACCUCCAGCAAUGUCUUCCUACUCCAUCUCUAGAAUCGUCGGUUGCUUUUUAUAAAAGACAAUUAUGGACAUAUAAUUUCACUGUCCAUAACACUUUUACCUCAAAAGCUGUAUGUUAUAUUUGGAACGAAACAAUAGCCAAACGAGGGGCAAAUGAUAUUGGUUCGUCCCUAUUUCAUUAUUUGAAAAGUUUGUCAUUAGAUAUUUCGCAUGUCAUAAUGUAUAGCGAUUGUUGUCCAGGGCAGAACAAGAAUAGCAUAAUUAUAGCCAUGUGUAUUUAUUUUUUAGAGAAUCAAGAUAAAAUAAAAACAAUUGAUCAUACAUUUAUGGUGCCUGGGCAUACAAGGAUGGAAUGCGCGACUCUGACCACGCCCGCAUUGAAAAAGCUCGUAAACGUUAUCCUUUCCCUAUAA
Macrosiphum euphorbiae (potato aphid) is the source of this 1188-nucleotide messenger RNA. NCBI's taxonomy places the organism in Eukaryota, Metazoa, Arthropoda, Insecta, Hemiptera, Aphididae. The record is from the annotation of a GenBank genome assembly.